Messenger RNA from Prunus armeniaca (apricot), 552 nucleotides. The record is from the annotation of a GenBank genome assembly. NCBI's taxonomy places the organism in Eukaryota, Viridiplantae, Streptophyta, Magnoliopsida, Rosales, Rosaceae.
AUGUUGGUCCCCAACGAACAGGUUGUGGAGAGUAUACCUCUGAAUUGCAUAGUUAAGCCUCUUGAAGAACCAGAGAACAUGACCAAUAUUAUUCUUCAAGCUCUGGAAAUAACUGGACAGAGAGGCGUCAUCAACCGAGGCUGGGGUGGCCUUGGUAAUUGUGCAUCAUGGGGUUGCUGGGACAAUACUGCUGCUGGUCUGAAAGCUGCGGUAACCGAUAAUGCUAUAUUCUUGGGGAGUCUUACAUUUAUAAAUGAUCCAGUUACUCAUUUUUGGCUCAUAUUCUCUGUUCUUUUUAGUGUCCAACCACAAUUGUACCAUUCUUUGGGGACCAGCCAUUUUGGGGAUUGGGGACCGAAGGUUGAUGUUGAUGUUUUUUGUUUUCUUGACCUUGCUUCAAAUUAUGAACCCCCAGAUUCACUUGCGGAGUGGCUUGAAGCUGGUGAACAGCCUGUCCAUAUUGGAUUUGAUAGCCUUGUGAGUUUGUUGCAGCUUUCUCUAUUCAUGUUUAAUAUUAUUUUCCCAGUUCUAUCCCAGAGUAGCUUUGUGUAG